AUGUCCGACGAUAGCCGUGGCUUCUUUUUUGUGUUCCAGCCGCGGGUUGGCGAGCCGGUCAAGGAGAUUACCAUCUGGUUCAAUGGCGGUCCGGGCUGCAGCUCCCUCGAAGGCUUCUUCCAAGAAAACGGCCGGAUCCAAUGGUCCUGGGGCCAAUAUUCACCCCAAAUCAAUCCCUACUCGUGGGUCAAUCUGACCAAUAUGCUCUGGGUGGAAUACCCGGUCGGCGUGGGAUUCUCCCCUGGCAAUGCGACCGCCAUCGACGAAGAAGAGCCCGCUGCCGAAUUUGUCCAGUUCUUCAAGAACUUCCAAAACAUCUUCAACAUCAGCAACCACAACAUCUACGUUACGGGAGAGAGUUAUGCGGGCCGAUACGUCCCCUACGUGGCCAACGCCAUGCUCGAUCAGAACGACACCAAGCAUUUCAAUGUUUCAGGUGCUUUGGUCUACGAUCCGUGCAUCGGGUCGUUUGAAUACGCCAACGCCAUCUCAGUGUACCCGUUCAUCGAGCAGUACAACAACAUCCUGGGCUUCAACAAAUCGUUUGUGUCGCUGCUGGCGCAGCGCGACAAGCAGUGCGGGUAUGCGCAAUUCCGGCAGGACUACAUGCACUUCCCGCCCAACGGCACGCAGCCACCACUGUACCUGAACACCACGGCCGACCCGGACUGCGACCUGUGGGACGCGGUGUACGACAACGCGUACGGGGUGAACCCGUGCUUCAACGUCUACGAGCCCAACCUCCAGUGUCCACUACUGUCGGAUCCUCUGGGGUUCCCCAGCGACCUGAUCUACUCGUAUCCCGGCUUGCCGCCGUACUUCAACCGCACCGACGUCAAGAAGGCCAUGCACGCCCCGCUGACCACCGACUGGGAACUGUGUACGGGGCCGGUGUUCGUCGCCGACGGCGGUCCCGAGGGGUAUGGCGACCUGAGCCCGGAUCCGCUGCAGGGCGUAUUACCUCGGGUCAUUGAAGCCACGAAUCGAGUCUUGAUCUCCAACGGCGCCCUCGACCUCGAAGUCCUCACCAACGGCACCAUGCUCGCCAUCCAGAACAUGACGUGGCACGGCAAGCUGGGCUUCCAGACCGCGCCGGCCACGCCCAUCGUCAUCAAGAUCCCCGACAUCCAGUACGCCGACGUCUUUGUGUCGAGCGGCUUCGACGGCCUCGACGCUUACCAGGGCGUCAUGGGCGUGCAGCAUUACGAGCGCGGCCUCAUGUGGGCCGAAACCUAUCUGAGCGGUCAUAUGCAGCCGCAGUUCCAGCCGCGCAGCAGUUUCCGCCAUCUACAGUGGCUUUUGGGCCGGAUUGAUGCUUUGUAG
Messenger RNA from Capronia epimyces CBS 606.96, 1323 nucleotides. RefSeq names its product carboxypeptidase D. The record is from RefSeq and is a predicted model, not a curated record. The transcript is spliced from 5 exons. Lineage: Eukaryota; Fungi; Ascomycota; Eurotiomycetes; Chaetothyriales; Herpotrichiellaceae. Bases 1 to 1323 code for a protein of 440 amino acids. Gene Ontology annotation, molecular function: serine-type carboxypeptidase activity. Gene Ontology annotation, biological process: proteolysis.